Messenger RNA from Sipha flava (yellow sugarcane aphid), 933 nucleotides. Its product is annotated as activating transcription factor 7-interacting protein 1-like. Gene Ontology annotation, biological process: regulation of DNA-templated transcription. NCBI's taxonomy places the organism in Eukaryota, Metazoa, Arthropoda, Insecta, Hemiptera, Aphididae. Gene Ontology annotation, molecular function: transcription coregulator activity; protein binding. Gene Ontology annotation, cellular component: transcription regulator complex; nucleus. The record is from RefSeq and is a predicted model, not a curated record.
UUACCUCAAAAAAUGUAUGUCAGUGAUGGAAGGGAUAUGUGUCUAAUUUUACUACAUUUUCAAUGGGUAACAGCGCUCAUUAAGCACUCGCUUAUGUGUUAUGACUUCCAAUUUAGUACAAAAAUCUGUAUGUGUUGGGCAGAAAUUAAAGCCUGUACAGGUUGGAUCGAUUUUGAAGUCGGUACAAAUUCAAAGUUCUCCUAUAAACCCUGUUAUGAAAUCUGUUAAGCGUGGUGUUGCUAUCACUACACGUCAAAUAUCUACAUCUAAUUCUGAUGGAACAUUAAAACCUGUACUUCCUGCUAUUCCUAUACCAAAACAUCCUGCUCAAUUGCCUGCUCCUCCGUUAUCAAAAUAUGUUCAUACACCAAAAAAAAUUCCACCUGCACCAAGAAUGACCAUUAAUGUAUCUGUAAAUACAAAUGCCAUAGUGCUUUCUUGGAAUGUGGAUCUUAACAACACACACGCUGAAAUUUCUAACUAUCAAAUAUUCACUUACAAAGAAUCACCUACAGAUAUUCCUAGAAGUGCUUUUUGGAAAGAAAUUGGAAAAGUCGAUGCUCUUCCUUUACCAAUGAUUUGCUCAUUAAAUAAUAUUAUUGCUGGAGGAAAAUACCAUUUUGCAAUUAAAGCUGUAGAUGUUCACUGUUGUGUUGGGCCAUUUAGUGUACCUAUCUCUGUAUAUUUUACAUUUUAAUAUGAGUUUUAUUUGAACUGGCGGCAUUAAAAGGUUUAGAUGUAUUCUAGAAUAACAAUUAUUGUUGCAUUGUAAUUAUUAUUUUUUAGUAAUUUUUUUUUAACUACGAAAUCAUAUUAAGUUUUUGUGAUUUCAUUCAUGAUGUAUUAAUUUUUCCAUAAUAUUCACAUAAUCAUUUGAAUUAAAUAUAUAUUUUUAAAGAAUCUUAUAUUAAGUAAAUGUAAAUUAAUUAUUUG